Corythoichthys intestinalis (scribbled pipefish) is the source of this 5158-nucleotide messenger RNA. RefSeq names its product heme binding protein 2 (gene hebp2). The coding region runs from base 163 to 747 and encodes 194 amino acids. Gene Ontology annotation, molecular function: heme binding. The record is from RefSeq and is a predicted model, not a curated record. The transcript is spliced from 4 exons. Lineage: Eukaryota; Metazoa; Chordata; Actinopteri; Syngnathiformes; Syngnathidae. Gene Ontology annotation, cellular component: cytoplasm.
AGUGUCAAACUUACAAAACGACGACGCAAUCGCGAAAAACGCACCUGUUUUGUUUAGCUCUGUUGACGAUUACUUUACAAAAGCAUUCUGGCGACUACGAACAUACCCCUAAGACGCCUUUUAAUAUAUAUUUUUUUGGCGUGCCUUUUUGGAAAAGCGACUAUGUUUAAAGCGGUAAAACAGGUUUUUUUCUCCAGCGGACUACAAACGCCACAAUUCACAACACCUGAGAAACAGCCUAAAGACUACGAAGAACGCACUUAUGAGGCGGCCAAAUGGGUCAGCACCACCGUCAGCGGAACCAGCCUGGAUGAAAGCAUGCGAACUGGAUUCCGCCGGCUUUUCAGCUAUAUUCAAGGCAACAACACCGACAAGGUCAAAGUGGAGAUGACUGCUCCCGUGACGUGCCACGUGGACCCCGGUGCCGGGCCCGCCUGCGAGACUAACUUCACGGUGUCCUUCUACAUCCCUGAGGAGCACCGCGACGCGCCGCCGCAGCCCAGCAACCCCAAUGUGUUUGUGGAGCAGAGGGAUGAGUUCACCGCUUACGUCAGAAGCUACGGCGGCUUCUCCGACGAGACGCUAGUUCGCAACGAGCUCCUCAAGCUGACGGAGAGCCUCCGCCGGGACGGCGUCCGUUUUGCCGAGCGGCCAUACUACUUCGCUGGAUACGACAGCCCCUUCAAGUUGGUCAACCGCAGGAACGAGGUAUGGCUCCUCCAGCAAAAAGAGUCAACAAACACUUAAUUCCAUUGAAGAAAAUGUCGCAGUUUGCCUGCUCGGCCACCAGAGGGCGGCAUUGCUGAACUUAAAGUGCCUUGAAUCGCUUUGGCUAAUGUGAUUAGGUGAUGGACGUCCAUUACCGUCGAUGCUAAUAUAUUCAACAAUAACAGAAAACGCUUGCAUACUUUUGUAUGUUAUUUUUAACAGGCUAAAGGGAAUUUAUUUACCAAUGUCAUUUUGUCAUUUAAUUAAAAGAAUAACUUGUUUCUUUUUUAAAAAGGUUUGGCUCAUGUGAUUAAUGAUUACUUGGUUGGUUAACAAAAUGGGUAUGACAAUAUAUUGAAAAGUUGAUAUAGCGUGAUACUUUGUAGCUCAAAAGGUUAUCGAUAUGCUCCAAACAAGAACUGAUGUAUCGUUUUAAAAAGGUGUCACUGUUUAAAAACGAAAGGAACCAACUAUCUGCUAUCAAAGUCUUCCAUUGGAAUAUGUUAGCUCACUGGCUGCCAUUGACAAUGCUAACCAGGGGUUAAUUUUACCGGAUCGUGCUGGAACAAAAUCCAGCACCCCAUGAUUUUGGCCUCCCUGUGUUCCGGGACUUAUUUGGAGAGGAUCCGGCACCUCUCGUGUAUAGAAAAUAAUAAAUAAUAUGUGGACCGGCGAUUUCCGUUGCUCGUUCGUCGUCGCUUCUUCAUCCAGUUCUUUCUUCGUGGAGGUGGUGUAGUUUUAAAAAAACACUGCUGUUGCAUAGAGACUUUUAUUAACUAAACAAAAAUCAGCAGGGCAGGUCAGCCAGUCAACACCGCGCUCCCGCUCAACUCUCCUUUUCGCUCCCUCUCUCCUCACGCUCGCAAACUUCUUCUACGGCAAACUGGCAGUGCCGGUCACACUGAAACGGGAGAGCGACCCCAUGGAGAUGCAGGUAACAUUGUUAUAAAAAUUUAACGCCAUUUGAAAGAGUCAGAGAUUUGUUGACACUGAAAAGCUGGACAAACAAAUCACGCCCCUGACAUAAAAAAAAAAAAAAACACAAAAAAACUUGGUGACAUCUGGUGAGCAAGCAGCCAGGAUCAAACGGUAUUUCAACAAAGACGGUUGCAUUUACCAUCCUUUUACAAAAAGAAGGAAGAUGCUUCAAAACGAGUCAGAAAAGCAACAACCGGCGAUGAGGGCAGCUGCAGCGAUCAUGCUAACGGGCAGACCGGGUGCAGCAGGAGGCUAGCGCCGCAGCUGCUAGCCAGGUUCACGGACAGCCAGUCAAGCCAGGGCAGGAGGCUGCUACCAUGGCAGCAGCUGGUGAGGUUCAGCGCCAUCCGGAGUGGGGGCCAGCUACAGCGCCAGCAGUCAGCCAGGUGGACCACCAAUGGCCAAAACAACAGGCCACUACCCUUAUGGGAAAUUCGGGUUUGGGCUGUACAAUUUGUAAAGUGGUGGGAACUUUGGGGCUAGAGAAGACGAGGGGGAUGAAACUUGCAAAAGAAUGGGUUUGUGGUUUAUAUCAUUUUUUUCCCCCAUGUUUUACAAGUUAGACCUGUUGAGAAACUAAUUGCUGACUGUGUACUGUAAGUCCCACCUGUGGUUAUUUGGGCAAUUGCCCGUGCUGUGCGGAGUAUACCCUAAAUAAGUUGUAAAUUGUUGUCAUAACAUUUAUACCAUGGAUACAGUAUAUCUGAAAUUGAAGCUUGUAAGUCCCACAGCAUGGCAAGUGGCCAUUUGCGUGUUGUUUUCAGCACCAUUUUCUGCGUAUGUUCUGGGACCAGUGCCAUCAUCGCAUCAUCCCUGCAUAUGUACUUUGCGAUUUGGCACCUUAUGAUUUACAAAUUAAGCACUGACACUAACCAAGCAUGUCUUGUGGGCAUUUAAAGGUCCCUUCCAGUUGAUUUUAAGUCACUUCCUAUUCAUCUGGGGACAUUCUUGAGUCACUUCCUUUUCAGUAACCCAAAAUCAACAGGAGGUGACCUGUAAAUACCCUAAAAUCAACAGGAAGUGACUGAAAAUCAACAGCAAAUGACUUGAAAUGCCGCAAAAUUAAACUCAUUGGUUGCCAUUGACCGCCAUAGACGUCCACUACGUUUGAAGUGGGAGGGUUGGCAGCGAAUGAACGAAUUCACAGCCACCCUCCCAGUUCAAAUGGAUUGGACGUCUACUAGUGAUAAACUCACAGCAGACGAAUGAAAAUUGCUUUUUUUCCGGUUUAUUACCCAUGUAUCGAUAAUCAUCACUUAUCGAUAUUUUUUUUUGUCAAUUCCAACAAUAAUAUUGAACAUGUUUUGACUUGCCGUUAUUCCUUUGCCCUUGGUCGUCCGCGUUUAAUCCUCCCGUGUGCUGUCUUCGCACGUCUCUGUCGGCUCCAAAUCUGCUGAGUCGCCGCAAGCCUCCUGUUGACGCACUCAGCGGAAAUGUGACACACGCCACUCGGCGUAAUUGCGUCGUCGCGCUCGUCCAGGUGACACGUCGAUUUUGUCAUUCGCGUGCGGAUUGACGGACUUUUUGAUACCGUUUUAAAGCUUUGGUUUGAAUUUGUGAGCCAAAGUUUAAGACGUGGGUCUUGAAAUGUUAUUUGCAAGGGCGUUUGAGGUCUGACUUUGCGCUGAGUCAGCGCUUCAGGCACGUGUUAGGCUUUGGGGAGAAUCGAUAGAAUCCUUGUUCGCUUGUGAUCACACUAUUGUCAUUGGGGAAUGAGUUAUUUUGAUAUUUGAGUUUUUGUCAUGUUUUUUUUACAUUAUUGCACAAAUAUCGACUGAAGUGUUGAUUGACUAAAGUAAAUUGGAAAUACUUGGAGCAAGUGGAAUGAGCGCGGGUUUGGGUGGUUAUUACGAGUUUAUUUCAUGACUAAGAUUUUUUUUUUUUUUUUUUUUGGUAUUGUCAAAGUACACUGGCUCCAUAGACUUCAUAAUGUAUUAACAUGACACAUUUCCCAUUCACUGCGUCAUGCCUUCCCAAAGGAGGCCAUCCCACACUCCGCUUCAUUUAUUAGCAGUGGGUCACUUGCAGCGAUCUAACGCUAUCUUUAGGUUGAAAAAGUAUGAAAGCUGUACUGCAUACAAGCAGGAAGAAUUGGCUCAGGACUCAGGAGUGACUUGUUGGAAGAUUCAAGGUAAAUAUUAUAUUUUUCGUCCCAUGCACGCAUUUUCAAACGUUGUAAAAAAUAAAUGGGAUAAAUUAGCCGCUACAGCGUGGGCAUUAUACGUCGCAAUAUUCACGUAAAAUAACUGCCAAUUGCCCGUUUUUUUGCUUUUAACCAAGAAUCGAGACUGUUUUACGUCCACAUCUAUUAAGAAUUCAGGUAUUUAAGCAUUUAUUUACAACAAUUUUCACCGGAAAAAGCUCUAUUUACAUAUGGUGUCCACCUCUUUAACAGACAGUAACAGACUAGCAUCGUACUUCGACAUAUUAACGUAAAAUAAAACCUAACUACGUUUUUUUGUUUUUGUUUUGCUUUUAACUAAGAAUCGAGACUUGUUUUACAUCCAUAUCUAUGAAGAAUUCAGGGAUUUAAGCAUUUAUUCACAAAAAUUUUCACCGGGAAAGCUCUGUAUACAUAAGGCGGCCGCUAGCUACAUUUACUAACAGACUAGCAUUGUACCUCGACAUAUUUACGUAAAAUAAAUGCUAACUGCACGUUUUAUCUUGGGCUUUCUUUGGUGCUUUUAACCAAGAAUCGAGACUUGUUUUACUUCCAUAUCUAUGAAGAAUUCAGGGAUUUAAGCAUUUAUUCGCAAGAACUUUUCACACAAAAAGCCUUUUGACUGUGAUUCCACUCGGUCAGCUUUGACGGCCUCGCCAACAAUGCAGGCCCCCUAUUUUUUUGACCCCGUGUCCCGUCAAUACAUUAUGAAGUCUAUGAUUCAGUGGUACAAAUUGUCCAUAAUUAACUUUUUACCCCCAAAUUUUUGUAGACCGGUGGUAUUGUAUUAACUUAUUUUUCUUGGUUGUCAAGAGACAAUUUAAAACUCUGGAAGGUGUUAUGAUUUAACAUUUGAAUACAGUGGUACUUUGAGAUAUGGGAUUAAUUAGUUGCGCGACAACGCUUGUAACUCAAAUUGCCACUCGCAUCAUUUUUCUCUUAAAAUGCACUUUAUGAAAAAUAAAAAUACAAUGAAAAAUCUUAUUUUUGUACAAUUUUCGCAUCAAAUGACAUUCCUGUUACUUAUAUUUUAUACGUUUAAAUUUUUUUUAAAAUUUCUUUUUAAUUUCAUUUAAAUUUUAUCUAGCAAAAAUAAACAUUUUUAAUUAUUAUACCAUAAUUAUACCAGUAAUUGAUAUUAUACAGGUAGUCCCCAGUUUACGAACGAGUUCCGUUCCUGCGCUGGCAAUGUAACCUGGAUCGGAAGUCGGAAUCACCCUUUAAGUACCUCUAAACACCUUCUUAAUUAAAAAAAAAAUCCAAAAACAUGAAUUUUAUGUCAUAUUAAAAAAAAAAAAAAAAAAGUAAAAA